AUGUCCAAGAUCAACCAAGAGAAAGAAAGUGUCUGGCGAAAGUUCAUUCGGUCAUCGAAGGGUAGCACUCAGAAGAAUGAUGCAGCACCUCUUAUUACGCCCACUCGGCAGUCUCCUGCAAGAGAGAAAGAGAGCCUAGGCAAGCUACGGGUUAAGAAAGCUCCAUACAGUAAGGUGUGA
This is a messenger RNA of Penicillium pulvis, 180 nucleotides long. RefSeq lists its product as uncharacterized. Bases 1 to 180 code for a protein of 59 amino acids. The record is from RefSeq and is a predicted model, not a curated record. NCBI's taxonomy places the organism in Eukaryota, Fungi, Ascomycota, Eurotiomycetes, Eurotiales, Aspergillaceae. The transcript is spliced from 2 exons.